Molecule: messenger RNA, 3096 nt
Organism: Ziziphus jujuba (common jujube)
Lineage: Eukaryota; Viridiplantae; Streptophyta; Magnoliopsida; Rosales; Rhamnaceae
Product: mediator of RNA polymerase II transcription subunit 25
Exons: 16
Coding region: 505-2856 (783 amino acids)
Biological process (GO): positive regulation of transcription by RNA polymerase II
Cellular component (GO): transcription regulator complex; mediator complex
Source: RefSeq, a predicted model, not a curated record
AUACAUGAAUAGAAAUGAAAACCAUAACGCAGCGUUUAAUAGGCCACCGGAGGCAUUGGCUGGGGAAUCUGAAAGCAGCAAACCAAACAUAGCGUUUACAGAGAGAGUUUUCCAGACCGAAAGACUCGUAUAAAAACCGACCCACCACCGUGUUUGGUUUUGCUUUGCAGGACCAGGAGUCAAGUAGUAGGAGACAAGCACAACCUCAACCGGUGAAGUGGACCUGACCUGGCACGAUUCUCCUUCAAAUUCCGGCCAAACUUCCCCCUUUUCUGAUUAUUUUUUAUCGCUGCUGCUACUCGUUAACGGCCUCCAGGUUGACUCCUCCGUCGCCGGUGCAAUGACGGAGAAGCAGCUCAUCGUCGCCGUUGAAGGCACCGCGGCCAUGGGACCUUAUUGGCAAACCAUUCUUUCUGAUUACCUCGAGAAGAUCAUCAGGACUAGAAGGGUUUCCAUGUUCUACAGCAUGCUGUUUACCUGUAGUUAUGUUUGGGUGGAAAUGACAUGAUAGGGCAGAAGUCGCCUAAUUCCAGUAUUGAGCUGUCCCUGGUUACAUUCAAUACCCAUGGAUCAUAUUGUGGUUGCCUAGUCCAACGGAGUGGUUGGACUAGAGACAUUGAAAUUUUUUUACAAUGGCUUUCAGCAAUACCCUUUUCUGGUGGUGGUUUUAGUGAUGCUGCAAUUGCAGAAGGGCUUUCAGAAGCUUUAAUGAUGUUUCCUAGUGCUCAAAAUGGAAACCAAAGUCAACAAAGUGUGGAUUAUCAAAGGCAUUGUAUUCUUGUUUCUGCUAGCAAUCCUCAUCCCUUGUCCACACCAGUAUUUCGACCACAAAUGCAAAACUUGGAGCAAAGUGAAAAUAUUGAUGCCCCAACAGAAAAUCGACUAUCUGACGCUGAGACGAUUGCUAAAUCAUUUGCUUUGUGCUCAGUUUCUCUGUCUGUUAUUUGUCCAAAGCAACUUCCUAAACUUAGAGCAAUAUACAAUGCGGGAAAGCGCAAUCCUAGAGCAGCUGAUCCGCCAGUUGACAAUGUGAAAAAUCCUCAUUUUCUUGUUCUAAUUUCAGAGCAUUUUUUGGAGGCCCGUGCUGCUUUAAGUCGUCCUGGAGUCACAAGUUUGACAUCAAAUCAAAGUCCUGUGAAGAUGGACAUAGCUUCUGUUCCAUCUGUCACAGGACCACCUCCAACAUCCCUGCCAUCAGUGAAUGGACCUAUUAUGAACAGGCAGCCAAUUUCUGUUGGAAAUAUCCCUCCUGCAAUUGUGAAAGUUGAGCCAAGCACUGUAGGUCCUAUGGUUUCUGGACCCAGUUUUUCACACCUUCCAUCUGUUGCACGUCCUGCUUCCCAAGGAGUUCCAAGCUUGCAGACUUCUUCACCAUCUUCUGCUCCGCAAGAGAUGAUCACAAAUAAUGAUAAUGGGCCAGAUUUGAAACCUAUAGUGAGUGGUGUUUCACAGCCAUUACGUUCUGUGGCUCCUGCUCCUGCAAAUGUGAACAUCCUGAACAAUCUCUCUCAAGCACGUCAAGUCAUGAACAAUGCAGCGCUAACAGGGGGAACUUCUAUGGGGCUCCAACCUAUGGGUCAAACUCCGAUGGCUAUGCAUGUGUCAAACAUGAUAUCUAGUGGCAUGACAUCUUCAAUGCCUGCUGCUCAAACUGGGACCCUUUCACAGGUUGCACAAAACUCGGGUCUUGGUCCAUUCACUUCAGCUACUUCUAAUGUGUCUGCAAAUUCAAACAUUGGAAUCUCUCAACCGAUGAAUAAUGUUCAAGGGAGUGUUAGUAUGGGUCAGUCUGUACCUGGCAUGAGCCAAACAAAUCUCUCGGGAGCUCAAAUGGUACAAAGUGGAAUUGGCAUGAAUCAGAACAUGAUGAAUGGCCUUGGUCCAACAGUUCCCUCUUCUGGAACUGGCACAAUGAUUCCUACUCCAGGAAUGUCUCAACAAGUACAAUCUGGGGUGCAGUCACUUGGUGUGAACAAUAACUCAGCAGCAAAUAUUCCAUUGUCACAGCAAGCAUCUAGUGCUGUGCAACCAGGUCCAGCUCAAUCCAAAUAUGUGAAAGUUUGGGAGGGAAAUUUAUCUGGGCAGAGACAAGGGCAACCUGUUUUUAUCACCAGACUGGAGGGAUACAGGAGUGCUUCAGCUUCUGAGACGCUUGCAGCAAACUGGCCCCCGAUAAUGCAAAUAGUUAGACUUAUAUCACAGGACCACAUGAAUAACAAGCAAUAUGUGGGGAAGGCAGAUUUUCUAGUUUUCCGGGCAAUGAAUCAGCAUGGUUUUCUUGGCCAGUUGCAGGAAAAGAAGCUUUGUGCCGUCAUUCAGUUACCAUCCCAAACACUGCUGCUAUCUGUUUCUGAUAAAGCUUACCGCUUGAUUGGAAUGCUUUUUCCUGGGGAUAUGGUUGUGUUUAAGCCGCAAAUACCCAAUCAGCAGCAACAACAACAAAUGCAACAGCAGCAACAUCCACAGCUACAACAACAACAACAACAACAUCCCCAGCUGCAGCAACAGCAGCAGCAUCCCCAGCUGCAACAACAACAGCAGCUUCCCCAACUACAGCAGCAGCAACCACUUCAGCAGAUGCAGCAGCAGCAACCGCUUCAGCAAAUGCCACAACAGCAACAGAUGCCGCAACUUCAGCAACAACAGCAGCAGCUGUCACAGAUGCAAACACAGCAGCAGCUUCCACAGCUCCAACAACUGCAGCAACAGCAACAACUUCCUCAGCAGCAACAAAUGGUCGGGACUGGGAUGGGUCAAACUUAUGUUCAAGGUCCCGGACGGUCACAAUUAGUUUCACAGGGACAAGUUUCAUCACAAGGACCAAAUACCAUGCCUGGAGGGGGCUUUAUGAGUUGAUAAGAGUUUAUACCAGUUAGAAAUGUUAGUAGGUUAUCAUGUAGAAUAUUGUUUGGCCGUUAUUUAGAACCUUGAAGAAUCAUCUGUCUUUUUGUCUUGUCAAGUUGGAGGACUGGUCAGAUUAGGGACAGGAUGUGAAUGUUAUAGCAAAGUUCUAUAUCAGAAAUAUAGAUCCUGUAAGAAUUUUGUAUUCACAGAUAAGUUUGUUUUGUGAAUAUGAUCAGCUCACAGUCUUGUUCU